Molecule: messenger RNA, 1461 nt
Organism: Suricata suricatta (meerkat)
Lineage: Eukaryota; Metazoa; Chordata; Mammalia; Carnivora; Herpestidae
Gene: FAM171A2
Product: family with sequence similarity 171 member A2
Exons: 9
Source: RefSeq, a predicted model, not a curated record
CGGCUGCUGCCGCUGCUGGGGCUGCUGCUCGGCGGCGCCUCCCGGGCUCCCGGCAAGUCGCCGCCGGAGCCCCCCAGCCCGCAGGAGAUCCUGAUCAAGGUGCAGGUGUAUGUGAGCGGGGAGCUGGUGCCCUUGGCCCGGGCCUCAGUGGAUGUGUUUGGGAACCGGAUGCUGCUUGCCGCCGGCACCACGGACUCAGAAGGCGUGGCCAUUCUGCCCCUCAGCUACCGUUUGGGCACCUGGGUGCUGGUCACUGCUGCUCGCCCUGGCUUCCUCACCAACUCUGUGCCCUGGCGUGUUGACAAGUUGCCCUUGUAUGCAUCAGUCAGCCUCUACCUCCUCCCCGAGCGGCCGGCCACCCUCAUCCUCUAUGAGGACCUGGUGCACAUCCUCUUGGGCUCUCCUGGUGCCCGCUCCCAGCCCUGGGUGCAGUUCCAGCGCCGGGCUGCCCGCCUGCCGGUCAGCUCCACCUACAGCCAGCUCUGGGCCUCGCUCACACCCGCCAGCACCCAGCAGGAAAUGCGUGCUUUCCCUGCCUUCCUGGGCACUGAGACCUCCAGCUCAGGCAAUGGCUCCUGGCUAGAGCUGAUGCCCCUGGCUGCUGUGAGCGUGCACCUGCUAACAGGCAAUGGAACUGAAGUGCCACUCUCGGGCCCCAUUCACCUGUCCCUGCCCGUACCCUCAGAGCCUCGUGCCCUUACUGCGGGCACUAGCAUUCCAGCCUGGAGGUUUGACCCCAAGAGUGGGCUGUGGGUACGCAACGGCACUGGUGUGAUCCGGAAGGAAGGCCGGCAGCUCUACUGGACCUUCAUCUCCCCCCAGCUGGGGUACUGGGCAGCUGCCAUGGCUUCCCCCACCACUGGACUGGUCACCAUCACAUCAGGCAUCCAGGACAUUGGCACCUACCACACCAUCUUCCUGCUCACCAUCCUGGCAGCCCUGGCCCUGCUCGUGCUCAUUCUGCUGUGUCUGCUCAUCUACUACUGCCGGAGGCGCUGCCUGAAGCCGAGGCAACAGCACCGCAAGCUGCAGCUGUCGGGGCCCUCUGACGGUAACAAACGAGACCAGGCCACCUCGAUGUCCCAGCUCCACCUCAUUUGUGGGGGACCCUUGGAGCCCGCCCCGUCGGGGGACCCUGAGGCUCCGCCCCCGGGCCCCCUGCACUCAGCCUUCUCCAGCUCUAGGGACUUGGCCGCCUCCCGGGACGACUUCUUCCGCGCCAAGCCGCGCUCUGCCAGCCGCCCGGCCGCCGAGCCCGGAGGCGCCCCGGCCACGGUGCCCCGGGGUCGGGGCCGCAGCCGCGGGGACAGUUCCCGCAGCAGCGCCAGCGAGCUGCGGCGCGACUCGCUCACCAGCCCGGAGGACGAGCUGGGGGCGGAGGUGGGCGACGAGGCGGGCGACAAGAAGAGCCCUUGGCAGCGGCGGGAGGAGCGGCCCCUCAUGGUGUUCAACGUCAAGUAG